AGUUAAAACAAAAUGAACACUACCACCGAAAACGUUCAAUUAGCUAAAGUAACCGAAGUUCUCUGCAGAACUGGUUCACGUGGUGCCGUCACCCAAGUCCGUGUUGAAUUCUUAGGUACCGAAAAAGGUAAAGAAAGAACUUUAUUAAGAAACGUUAAAGGUCCAGUCAGAAAAGACGAUAUCUUAUGUCUCCUCGAAACUGAACGUGAAGCCCGUAGACUCCGUUAAAUUGUUUUGUUAUUUCAACUUUAUAUAAAUAAUAAAUAAAUACGUUGUUUAAAAAAAAAAAAAAAAUAAUUAAAUAGAAUUUUUUU
This is a messenger RNA of Dictyostelium purpureum, 314 nucleotides long. RefSeq lists its product as uncharacterized. The record is from RefSeq and is a predicted model, not a curated record. The transcript is spliced from 4 exons. The coding region runs from base 13 to 228 and encodes 71 amino acids. Gene Ontology annotation, biological process: ribosomal small subunit assembly; translation; maturation of SSU-rRNA. Gene Ontology annotation, molecular function: structural constituent of ribosome. Gene Ontology annotation, cellular component: cytosolic small ribosomal subunit; ribosome. NCBI's taxonomy places the organism in Eukaryota, Evosea, Eumycetozoa, Dictyosteliales, Dictyosteliaceae.